GCCAGCUGUCACGCCUGCCAACCGCGCUGCCACUGUAAUUAAUCUUGCUGUUUUUUUACCCUUUUCGGUGGACCCGGUGCCCAGAUGCUAGUGUGGUGGCGGCCAGUUACUCAUAGUGGAGUUGGCGCUGUAUCCUAGCGGACUUAGCACGGGGCGGCCAGAUUUUCCAGCGCGCCGCCUCCGUCUGUGACGCUGGAGCUUCACGUCAUGGGCAGUUUGCGUGCGGUCUUCGUCUUCUUUUUCUCUUCUCCUUGCAAAACUCCACCAGAUUCACAAUCGUGUCUCGUAUGCGCCGCAGUGCCAAAAGGGGCCUUUUUUUUUAGUUUCUUAUUUUGUGGUCCCCUACCGUGUCAUUGAUGGCCCACGGGUGGUAUCAUGCCUCGUAGGGCCUGUUUGUUUUCUAUUUAACUUGCAUCGACAUCCUCUCCCCCAGUCAAUUGGGACCCUGGAGAGCCAACACCAAAAUUAACAGAAGCAGAAAGCUACUGCUAUCACUACCUCCUUGAAAAUCAUCACAUUCUGUAUAUCCCCAUCCAACCAACGAAAACACGAAACUCCCCUCACAUCAGCACAUCACCACCUGGCCAUGGCGUCAGAAAAGUCCCUUCCAGCGGACAAGCCACCCGCUGUCUCUCUUGAUGGUGCUGCAGACACCACGGAACAGCCUGUUGCUCCAGAUGCAAAGGAAAAGGAUAACGAAGGUGGCUUUAAAGACUUCCUGCGAGUCUUUCUAUACAAUGACGCCCUGGGCUGGGUGCUAAAUGUCAUUGCCAUCUUGUGUAUGAUUGGCGCAGGCGUUGUUCUUCCGCUGAUGGACGUCGUCUUUGGCGAGUUCGUCAACGUCUUUACCGACUUUGCCAGAUCUGGAACCGAGAAUGCUGCGGAAGUGUACCGCUCGCAAAUCAACCACUUCACUCUAUACUUUGUCUAUCUUUUCAUCGGCAAGUUCGCUCUGGUAUACAUCUGGUCGGUGCUCAUCAACAUCACCGGAAUCCGCGCUGUCAAGCGCCUGCGCGUCGACUUUGUCCGCAGCACUCUGCGCCAGGACAUUCCCUUCUUCGACAACCCAACCACCUCCGUCUCGAGUCAGAUUACCACCAAUGGUAACCUCAUUAGCAACGGCAUCUCGGAAAAGUUUGGCAUCAUCAUCAUGUCCAUGUCCACCUUCUUCGCUGCCUUCAUUGUUGCCUUUGUCGUCCAGUGGAAGCUGACCCUCAUCAUUAUUGCCAUUGUCCCCGUCAACCUCGCCGUCACCAUUGUCUGCGUCAUCUACGACACAGUGUACGAAUAUGAAAUGUUUGAGAUUUACAGCAAGGCUGGAACCAUUGCCGAAGAGGCCUUCUCCAGCAUUCGCACUGCCCAUGCCUUCUGGGCUUUCCCCAAGCUAUCCUCGCGAUUCAACAACACCCUGGCCGAAGCUCGCCGUAUUGGUGACAAGAAGUCUCUCCUCUACGCUAUCCUAUUCCCCACCGAAUUCUUCUGCGUCUUUGCCGGCUACGGCUUGGCUUUCUGGCAAGGCAUGCGCAUGUACACUUCGGGCGAGAUCCCAAACCCAGGAACCGUUGUCACUGUCAUCUUCGCCAUCCUAGUCGCCGCUCAGUCUUUGACUGCCGUUACUCCCCAGUUCGUUGCCAUCUCCAAGGCCACUGCGGCUGCGCAAGACUUGUUUGCCGUCAUCGAUAGAAAGUCUGCAGUUGACUCGCUUUCCGACAAAGGACAGACUAUUGAAAACUUCACCGGCGAUAUCAAGCUCCGAAAUGUCAAGUUUGCCUACCCUUCUCGACCCGACGUCACCAUCUUGCAGGACUUUAGCAUCGACAUCCCGUCCGAAAAGACAACAGCGCUUGUGGGUGCCAGUGGUUCUGGAAAGAGUACGGUAUUUGGCAUGCUGGAGCGAUGGUACCCCAAAAUGGCUGGUUCUAUUACUCUCGAUGGCCACGAGCUGGAAUCUCUCAAUCUCCAGUGGCUUCGAACCAACAUCAGACUUGUCCAGCAGGAACCAACAUUGUUUAGCGGAACCAUUUAUCAGAAUGUUGCUGAUGGACUGGCCGGAACCGCCAUGGAUGAGCUUCCGGAAGACGAGAAGCGCAAUUUCGUGUAUGAGGCCUGCAAGUCUGCCUUUGCUCAUGAAUUCAUCCAAGAUUUGCCCAACGGUUACGACACACACAUUGGCGAACGCGGCGCAUCCCUCAGCGGUGGUCAGAAGCAGCGAAUCGUCAUUGCACGCAGCAUCAUCUCCAACCCCAAAGUCCUCCUCCUCGAUGAAGCCACCAGCGCACUCGAUCCUAAUGCCGAAAAAGUUGUCCAAAAGGCCCUCAACAACGUCGCCAAGGGCCGAACCAUGAUUGUCAUUGCCCACCGUCUGUCGACCAUUCGCGAUGCCGACAACAUCAUUGUUGUCAGCAAGGGCGAGGUUGCCGAGCAAGGCACACACUCGGAACUCGUUGCAUUGGACGGCAAAUAUGCCAAGCUGGUUUCUGCACAAGAUCUCGGUAAGAAGGGCGAGUCUGUUGAAAGCGAUACCGAGGGAGAAAAGAUCGGUCAUAACCUCGACGUCAUUGCUACGGAAGCUUCUGCCUCGCCCAGUGCCGCCGUCAUCAUUGCCGACGAAUCCACCAAUUACGGUCUCGUUCACGGUCUGGCCAAAAUCUUCAAAGAGCAGAGAAGUCUCUGGGUGCCUGCGUCCUGGACACUCCUUGGCUCCAUUGCCGGUGGUGUUACCUAUCCCGCGCUGGCCAUCCUAUUUGCCAAAACAAUGGAGGCGUUUGAGAAGCUGGAUGUCCCCAAGGUCAACUUCUUUGCUCUCAUGUUCUUCAUUGUCGCCAUUGGAAACCUGAUCGCGUACGCCGUCCUUGGCUGGCACUCCAACAACAUGGCUCAGACCGUCAUGCAGGUGUACCGUGGCGACACAUUCGACAACAUCUUGCGCCAGGACAUGACAUUCUUCGAUAAGCCAGGCAACGGCACCGGUGCUCUUGUUUCCCGACUCUCUUCAGAGCCCACCAGCAUCCAGGAGCUCCUCGCCAUGAACCUUGGCAUCAUCAUCAUCACCAUUGUCAACCUCUUUGCAAGUGUCGUCCUCGCCAUCGCUGUUGGAUGGAAGCUCGGUCUUGUUCUUAGUCUUGGCGGUCUCCCAUUGCUCGUGCUUUCUGGUUACGUCCGUAUUCGUCUUGAAUUCAGCUUUGAAGAGGACACCGCCGUGCGCUUCUCACAGAGCAGCUCUCUCGCGUCCGAGGCCGUCAUGGCAAUCCGCACCGUCUCCUCGCUCGCUCUGGAGCGAGUUAUCAUCCAGCGCUACUCUGACGCUCUGCAAGACAUUGCAACACACGCCAUUGGAAGUCUUGGCUGGAAGAUGUUCUUCUACUCGCUGAGUCAGUCUAUCUCCUUCCUCGUCAUGGGCUUGGGCUUCUGGUACGGUGGCCGCCUUGUCUCUUUUGGCGAGUACUCCACCGUGCAGUUCUACAUCGUCUUCGUCUCAAUCAUCUUCUCGGGAGAGGCUGCCGCGCUCUUCUUCCAGUUUACAACGAGUCUUACAAAGGCUCGUGCCGCCAUCAACUACAUCUUCUCUGUGCGCAAGACACACAUUCUUCUAGACCCUCCCGCCAAGCCAGACACCGAAGAGUCUGACGAGCCCACCAAGGGAGCCCACGUCUCAUGCGACGAGGUUACCUUCUCAUACGCCCAGCGACCCAACCUUAAGGUUCUCCGCGGCAUCGAUGUGGACAUUAAGCCCGGCAAGAUGGUUGCGUUUGUCGGCGCUUCUGGCUGCGGCAAGUCGACCAUGAUUGCUCUUUUGCAGCGCUUCUACGACCCAACCACUGGCCAGAUCCGCGUCGACGAUAAAGACGUGCAGGCAUACGACCGCUGCGAGUACCGCAGAGAAGUGGCCCUAGUGCAGCAAGAACCCGUCCUCUAUCAGGGCUCUAUCCGUGAAAACAUUGCUCUUGGAGUAGAGAACGGCGAGCCGUCCGAAGAGGACAUCAUUGACGCCUGCAAGCAGGCCAAUGUCUGGGACUUUGUUUCUUCACUGCCCGAGGGUCUCAACACUGCCUGUGGCAGCCAAGGUCUGUCGCUAUCCGGUGGCCAGCGCCAGCGUAUUGCCAUUGCUCGUGCCCUGAUCCGUAAGCCGCGCCUUUUGUUGCUUGACGAAGCGACCAGUGCUCUCGAUACAGAAUCAGAAAAGGUUGUCAAGGAGGCGCUGGAUCGCGCUGCUGCUGGGCGAACAACGAUUGCCGUGGCCCAUAGACUCAGCACUAUCCGUGACGCAGACCUGAUUGCCGUGUUUGCCAAGGGCAAGAUUAUCGAGCGAGGUACACAUGAGGAGUUGGUGGCCCGCAAGGGCAUGUAUUAUGAGAUGGUGCUGGGCCAGUCGCUAGACAAGGAGGCAUAAGCAUCUCUUCCAUGUCAUUUUUAAUAUCCGUUGCAUCGUUCCACUCAUAUAUUUCUAUGUACAUAAUUCCCGGGAUGAUGAACAUCUCAACUUAAAUAGACCAAAUGUAUUGGAAUUCUUUAGUUUUAUCUAUCUCCGCUAUUUUAAGAGUCCUUCUAAAUAACAAAGGUCAUGAGACACAUGUAACUUUUCUGUAUUAUGCGUUUUCCAAAGACAACACCGCCUGGCUAGUCGUAGAUCAAUAGUGCCAUUUGGGGGAGUUGGAUACGGCUGUCCCUGCUUUUAAGCUCGCGCUUAGAAGUUCUUGGUCUCGCCCUCCUUGAGCUUGCCAGCAUCGACGAGUCUCUUGACCUCGGCGGUCCAGACACCCUUGAUCUCAUCAGCAACAGUCAGGCCGUUGAGCUUGCCAGCAAGAGCGGCAAUCUCAUCAGGGUCAAUCUUGCCCUGAACAAGCUCGACAUCACCGAGGACAGCAUCGAUCUGAGCAGCAGAGGCAUCGCCGCCAGUGGCGAAGUAGUUGGCGUCCUUGACGGAGCCCUUAAGGACACGCUUGUUCUUCUUGACAGCGUUCUUAGCAGCCUCCUUGGCCUUCUUUGCGGUCUCGCGGUCAGCCUUGGCAGCAGCUUCGGCCUCCUUAGCGGCCUGCUCCUCAGCAGCCUUCUUGGCAGCAGCCUCCUCAAUGGCAGCCUUCUCAGCGGCCUCCUUUUCAAGACGCUUCUUGUUCUUGGAGGCGUUGGCUUCCUGACGGAAACGCUUGAUACGCUCAUCGCCGGCAGAAGCCUCGUCAAGGAUCUUGCGGAGACGGGCGUUGUCCUCGGCCUUCUUCUUCUUGCGGGAGUUCUGGUUCUUGCGCUCGACGUGACGCUUGUGGUCACGGCUCUCACCGUCAUCAGGGACAUCCUCAUCGAGGUACUCAAACGAACGCCACGAGUCGAAGUUGUAGAAGAAGUUGUAGAAUUCCUCAACGUGUUCCUUGGAAGCCUCAGCAUUGCCAAAGGUAGGGACGGGCUGGGUCUUAGAGAAGCGGCCCUCGGACUUGAAGACGCGGGACCACAGCUUGUAGUAGUCGCCGUUCUGGACCUGCUUCUUCGUGGGGGGCUCGACAUCGGCCUCCUCAUCGACGGAGUCGUACUGGCGGCGUCUGGUAGGGUCCAUGAGAACCUCGUUGGCCUUCUGGAUACACUUGAAGAACUGGUCGUCCUCGGUCUUGCCGGAAGCAGCCUUCUUGUCGGGGUGGUGCUUGAGGACCUUCUUGCGGUGAGCCUUCUUGAUCUGGUCCUCGGUAGCCUUCCAGCGGUACUUGGAAAGACCAAGAAUCUUGUAGUGGUCCUGGGUCUAAAGAGAGAAAGCAAAGAUAUGUUAGCAAAGGAUGAUCGUCUAUCGAGGCAUUGACCAGCUGAGAUCUUGGAAAUUCUAUCUUACCUUCCAGUCCUUAGCCUCACGCUGAAGCAUCAUGGCGUCCUCGGGCUCGCUCAUCUCGCUGUCCUCGGCAUCCUCGAUCUUCUUGGCGCUCUCCUGGGCCUGGAUACGGUCAUCCUCGGAAAAGGUACGCUUGUGACGGGCACGGCGGGCGUGGGCGAGGAAGUGAGGGCCAACAGGCUCGAUGGUGCGCUGAGUGGCGCCGGAAAGCUGGCCAAUGGCCUUGAAGUCCUUGUCGGCAGUCCAGCCGUCGGGGAGACCGGGAAGAGGCAGGUCAACCUGCGAAAUAGAAGCCAUUAUUGCGGGUUGUUGGGCUGUGUGG
Molecule: messenger RNA, 6131 nt
Organism: [Torrubiella] hemipterigena
Lineage: Eukaryota; Fungi; Ascomycota; Sordariomycetes; Hypocreales; Clavicipitaceae
Source: the annotation of a GenBank genome assembly